AGGCCCUGCCGCUGUGAUGGUGGGGUCUGAUAUAUAUAUGUGUAAGCAACACUAAGGUUACAGUAAAACCUGACUAUAUCGGACCAAAAUAUUUGAUCAAUCAAAUCCGAUAUAAAAAUAAUUUCGAUAUGGAUAAAUAUAUAUAAAAAUCCGAUAUCCUUUUAAAAACAUACUGUACCCGUAUAACCAGUAUUCCGGUAAACCCACUCCGGUAAACCCACUCCGGUAUACUCAGUUCCUACCGUAUAUCCGACUCCGAUGUCCGACUCGACUGCGGAAUAAUAGCCGACCUCCACUCUUGAUGUACGCUAUAUCAUCUUACGAUAUAUAGGUCGGAAAGGGACUGAAAUGUGUAAAAGUUAAUCAAACCUUCUCACCUCGAACAUCAAUUGAAAAUUCUGUUGGUCAUCAUGGUUCUCAAAGUUGAGGUUUGUAACGAUGAUGAUAUGCAUCGGGUAUUCGAGAUAUUUUGCCAGGCAUUUGGUGCCAAACAUCCCAUGAUUGAGGCUGUUUAUCCAAAUCAUGAUACUCCAGCUGGCCGGCUCGCUGGGGCAAACCGAAUGUUGGAAACUAAGAAUAAAGACCCUCACACAACAUUUCUUAAAGUUGUGGAUACGGACACGGGCGUCAUGAUUGCCAAAGCCAAAUGGAAUAUUUGGAAGGGUGUCAUCCCACCGGAAAAAGCUCUGGAUGGUGAUUACUGGGAGACUGAAGAGGAGAAGGAAUGGGCUCAACAUAUGAUUCGAGAUUUUUUGAUUAAACGUCAAACAGCCAUCAAAGAAUCUGGAGGCCAUUUAGUUUGUAAGACUAUCUAUUGAGUUGUUGCUUGAGUUUUGCUGACCUAUGAUUAAAGCUUUGGAUAUCCUUGCUGUCGAUCCCGCUUAUCAGCGUCGAGGAGCAGGUCGACUUUUGGUGAAAUGGGGAACUGCAAUCGCCGAUGAGCUUGGAUACGUGGUAUGUACAAUCUGACGACGAGCUACCACCUGAACCCGUACUUUCAUGGGCAAACUGAACUGACAUGAAUGCAAUUUAGGCUAUAGUUGAAGCUUCUGAGGCCGGUCGGCCACUCUAUGAAUCCGAGGGCUUUGAAUAUGUCGAGCACUGUACAACGAAUAUACCAGAAAAAUGGGCCGGCCGAAAAGGAGAAGGAUUUUUAUGGAUGGUGAGGCCAGCGAAGAAGUUGUUGAAUUGAGCACAUUCGACGACAAGUCUUCAGAUCUCGUCUGAGCUCUCAAUGAAUCGAAUAUGUAUUAGAAUGUAAUCCAUCAGAACCUCAUCGAAGUCUUGCGCUGCAGGUUUUAAUGGAAUCUAAAAAUAUAAUAAGACAGGCUUGUCUAGAACGCAGAGUAUUUGUGUGAAAUAGAACUGUGGCGAGUGGUAGGCCCACGUGUUACAAGUUUCUGAUCACCAGCCACUUUAUCCAGAAGCAAUAUGUUUAAGGACCUGUUGAGCGAAUCAUUUCACCAAAAGAAGCCAUCAUAUUCUAUUCGAUCUCAAAUAGGAAAUCCUUUUUUACGUCGUUGUAGGGAUCAGAGGACCAUUCCUGCCAUAUCAUAAAAUAAAUAAAAAAUUCUCCGCUUAUCUUC
Sclerotinia trifoliorum is the source of this 1586-nucleotide messenger RNA. NCBI's taxonomy places the organism in Eukaryota, Fungi, Ascomycota, Leotiomycetes, Helotiales, Sclerotiniaceae. The record is from the annotation of a GenBank genome assembly.